AUGCUGUGCCGCUCGCUUCUUCUCAGCUCCUUGGCUCUUUCAGUCUUGGCGGGCUUGCCUGAGCUGAGCAAGGAGAUGAACGCGGGUGCCAGCAGGAUAAGGAAAAGCAGGACGGACGAUAGAUUGCAUGCACUGGCAAUCAAGCCUGAUACAACACCCGCCGUUCCAGAUGAUUCAGGGCCCCCCAGAAAAAAAAGGCGCAUAGACAAGGAUAUUUUACCUGAAAGGCGUUCACGCAUACUUGAAAGUUGGGACGUGAAUCAAGAAAAGGUUGAAAUGCUUCACGAGUAUUCCAAACAGAUUGCAGUCUUGGGAAAGAAGCUGAAGAGAUAUCUUUCUGAUGUUGAGCAUGGUGCCCCGCAUCUCCAAUCCCAGCAGGUCUUUGAGGCAAGACAACUACUUGAACAAUCCGAGAAGAAUAUGCAAGACCUCAAACAAUGGAAGCUGUUGCAGUUCGCAAACAUCAAGACAUACUUCUCACCCAAUGAGCUCACCGAAUGGCUGAUUUCAGCCGGGACUAACACUCACUCCAAAACAUCCGCCGCUCAACCCGUAAUCCCAAUUGAAGUGUCGUCAACAGUCUUUGAGAAGUACCUCCAAAGAUUUGGGAAUUUGGUUUUGAAAGACGUGAUGAAGCUGCUCACCGACCACAGAAACCUGUUCGAUGAUCCACACAUGAAGAGAAACUUGAGAAGAGCAGAUUUUUCCACAGCGUGGAAAUAUGCAAGCAAGUUUGUAGACUUUUUGUUUGAGAAUGGACUCAUCACUGCCGGGAUGGUGAGAGAGAUGUUUGAAGACGACAAGAUAGUGAAAGAAGCCAUUUUCCACACCUCAAAUUACAUCAAUCGCCAUGGUUUUUUCACCACUUUGGCCCAGCAGCCAGUACGAUUCACAACACAUUGGUACUGGCUUUGCUUCAACAAGUAUCAUUCAGCUUUGGGGAAGAAGGAAGAAACCAUUCUGGACUUGGUUUCCCACGUAGAAUAUGUCAUGAAGAUUGGCCAAGAGUUGAUGGAAGAGAGGGAAUCAACAUAUGCGGAAUCAGAAUAUCAUUCAAAGGCCAAAGCUCUAUUGAGAAAUUGGCAAGACGUUUCAAAAAGAUUCUCAACUGAAAACUACUUCAGCAAAUUAAAAGAUUUACUAGCAGCCAACGGUGAUCCAACAUAUUCAGCAAGAAAAGAUGGACUUGGUGCUCCAAUGGUCGUUGAUCCUUCUGGAUUCAAAGAAGAAAUGGUUAGCAUGAUUACACAUCUGAUCAUGGACUGCCCUGAAAUCUCUCUUGCAAGAUACGGCAACAAUGAGAAACUCUUGAGAGCAAUUUUUGUUCUCUUGGGAUACAUUGAAUCUAACUUGUGUCCUGGAAUCAUCCAUGGAGUGAUACAAAAUGUCCCAUUCCCGCAGCUAAUCCGCAACACAGAAUCAAGAAUCAAAGACUACCAACCAUCUGAUCUUGAAGACAUAGUGAAGCUAGUUUCACUUGCCUCAAGCUCAUACAACACCUCCUUGCUUGCUCUCACCUAUCACCAUUUCUAUGAGGAGAACGAUUUCAUGGCCAGGUAUGGCUGCAAGUUUGAGUUAGAAAUCUUCCAAUCAUAUCAAAAGAUGAAGGAUGAGAUCAAAUCUGAAUAUAGAGAAACUUACGACAGGGUGUGUGUCAAAAAUCAAAGUAUGCCUUUAAUUAUAUAUCAGAACUUCCAUGAUUGGAUGAGGCACAGAUAUGCUUCUACGUGGUUUUAA
Puccinia triticina is the source of this 1737-nucleotide messenger RNA. RefSeq lists its product as uncharacterized. The record is from RefSeq and is a predicted model, not a curated record. The transcript is spliced from 6 exons. Bases 1 to 1737 code for a protein of 578 amino acids. NCBI's taxonomy places the organism in Eukaryota, Fungi, Basidiomycota, Pucciniomycetes, Pucciniales, Pucciniaceae.